AUGGCAGAGAGAGUCGAGGCCGUGACUAGCCUUCCACCUUGCAAGAGACACAUCGUGACGCAUGAUGCCGCUGGGAAAAGCGUGUACUAUGCAGACUCGCCUCCACAACAGUACCUCGCUCUUCCUGGUGGAGGAAUGGCCCGUUCGUACUCGGUGGCUUCUGUGCCCGCCGAGGUGGCUGGCGAGGAGGAUGUGAAGGCAUAUUUGAGCAGCGAUGGAACCACGAGUUGGACGAACCCGUCGAUCGCCACUCCUGGCGGAGCGAACCUUCUCGUUGUGGAUAUGGGACCCGGGGCGAGCAGCCAGAUGCAUCAGACCGUGUCGGUGGACUUCUCAAUUUGUGUUGCUGGCGAGAUCGACCAUGAACUUGACAGUGGAGAGGCUGUGCGAUUGAGGCCAGGAGAUCACAUUGUUCAACGCGGCACCAUGCAUCGCUGGAGGAAUGCCUCUGAAACAGAGCCGGCGCGCUUCAUCGCCGCCAUUCUGUCCUGCGAGGCAUUUGACAUUGGUGGGAAAAGGCUGGAGGAGGUCCAUCUUCCUGACUAG
Molecule: messenger RNA, 546 nt
Organism: Capronia coronata CBS 617.96
Lineage: Eukaryota; Fungi; Ascomycota; Eurotiomycetes; Chaetothyriales; Herpotrichiellaceae
Exons: 2
Coding region: 1-546 (181 amino acids)
Source: RefSeq, a predicted model, not a curated record